CGUCGGUGACCGAAAACUAAGUUUGGCUUCAAAAAUUCAAAGUUAGUGAGGCAGAGGCUGGUCUGCUCGAAAAUGCCGCGGGCCUUACUAUUGGCCCUGUUGGUAGGACCAGUGUUUAGUUCUAUUAUCGAUCAUCAAAAUUACUACUACUCGCGUCAGCCGGCCCUCUUUCGUUUGCUGAUCAAACACGGUCUGUGGCCGAAAAAUGAAACGAUCGAGUACGAGAAACCGGAAGUGGACCGUGACGCCCCAUCGCCGUUUAUUUACGGAGGAGACACUGCUUCCAUUGAUACCUAUCCGUACCAGCUGUCGCUGCGCCACGAAGGAACGCACAUAUGUGGUGCAUCCGUCAUAUCCUCACGCUGGGCAUUGAGUGCAGCCCACUGCUUAGAUGAUGCCACCUAUCCGGCAGGAAUCACGUUCCGAGGCGGGACUCCGCAUCGUCUGGCAGGUGGCUAUAUUUUCAACGCGGAUGAGUACUAUCUGCACCCGAAGUUUGAUCGGCAAACACUGGAUUACGAUGUCGCAGUAAUACAUGUGAAGGAGAGUUUUUUCAUCGACCGCAUCGAGGCGAUAGCAUUGGCGGACACCAACACGGUGUAUCCUAUCCCGUCGACCGCCACCGUCAUUGGCUGGGGCACUGCGGAAGGUGGUUACACGCCCCUAAUACUGCAAUCGCUGCAAGUGUACCUUCAGCAGCGCUCGUUGUGUGCGGCGUCGUGGAUAGACCAGAUAACGGAGCGCAUGUUCUGCGCCGGUGGCGGUGAAGUGGGCAAGGAUGUCUGCAACGGAGACAGUGGUGGCCCGUUGAUACUGAACGGAUAUCAAAUCGGUAUCGUCUCCUGGGGUUCGAAUACUUGCGCCAUCAACCUUCCGGGCGUGUACACGGCGCUUACCAACGAUGAAGUUCGAGCGUUUAUCAAGGUUUAUGCGAGUGUUUGA
Anopheles bellator is the source of this 942-nucleotide messenger RNA. RefSeq names its product trypsin 3A1-like. Gene Ontology annotation, molecular function: serine-type endopeptidase activity. The transcript is spliced from 4 exons. NCBI's taxonomy places the organism in Eukaryota, Metazoa, Arthropoda, Insecta, Diptera, Culicidae. The coding region runs from base 73 to 942 and encodes 289 amino acids. Gene Ontology annotation, biological process: proteolysis. The record is from RefSeq and is a predicted model, not a curated record.